Messenger RNA from Perca fluviatilis (European perch), 548 nucleotides. RefSeq names its product C-type lectin domain family 4 member A-like. The record is from RefSeq and is a predicted model, not a curated record. Bases 72 to 548 code for a protein of 158 amino acids. NCBI's taxonomy places the organism in Eukaryota, Metazoa, Chordata, Actinopteri, Perciformes, Percidae. The transcript has 4 exons.
CACAGCGGAGCAGACGCCCUCCUAACAGCUCUCAUACAGGACUGCAGCAGGACUUUAAACAUUUGUUCAGGAUGAACAGAAAUCCACAGGAGGAAAUGGAGGAAAUCAAGGAAGAAGCAGCAGCUAACUAUGUUAAUGUACCAGCAUGCACUGUGGAUAAAGUGGCAGCUCAUCCAGACCAGAGGUUUCGUUUCUUCACUCAGACUUUUCUAGCAAUAGCAGUGUGUUGGCUGAUACUGUUGGUCAUCAUGGGCCUCCGUAUCUACUACCUGACUGCAGUAAAACAGGAGCUGGAGAUGGAGAGGAAGAACUUAACAGGACAAAUACAAAACAUGGAAACAAACUGGACCAAACCCAACAUCAGUCAAGCUUGUCAGAAGGGCUGGAGAGUCUUUGAGUCCAGCUGCUAUCUGUUUUAUGAUGCUGAUCCUCCUGAUCAGAAAACCUGGGAAGAAGCUCGAGAAGACUGCAGAGAACAGAGUUCAGAUUUGGUUGUUGUAGAUGAUGAAGAUGAAUGGGUAAUGAGGAAGCUGUGGGAGUUUAUAUGA